AUGCCGUCGCCAGAGCAGCGCAAGAAAAUCGGCCAGCUCUUUGCCGUUGGCUUCCAUGGUCGUGAAAUCAACAAGGAAAUUACCACUCUGAUCCGCGACUACGGCGUCGGGGCAAUCGUUUUAUUCAAGCGCAACGUGCUCGACGCCGCUCAACUCCAGGCGCUGUGCUUGGGGCUACAGAAGAUCGCCAAAGACGCAGGCCACAGCCAGCCGCUCUUCAUCGGCAUCGACCAGGAGAAUGGCCUCGUCACUCGCAUUUCGCCGCCCAUCGCCUCUCAGCAGCCUGGGCCGAUGACUCUCGGCGCUGCUGGAUCUCUGGGUUAUGCGUAUGAGGUUGCAAAGGCCACGGCGGAGAUGCUGCGGUAUUUCGGCAUCAACAUGAACUAUGCGCCUGUUGGCGAUAUCAACUCAGAGCCACUUAAUCCCGUUAUUGGCGUUCGAAGUCCCAGUGACCAGGCAGAGACGGUGUCCAAAUUUGCAGCGGCUUGCACAAAGGGCUUGAGAGAACACAAGGUCGUGCCGUGCAUCAAGCAUUUCCCCGGCCAUGGAGAUACAGCCGUCGACUCUCAUUACGGAUUGCCAGUCAUCGACAAAUCAAGAGCCGAUAUGGAGAAGCUGGAACUGAUUCCAUUCCGUGACGCUGUAGCUGACAACAUCGAGAUGGUCAUGACGGCUCACAUCUCCUUGCCACAGCUAGCAAAGAACGGUCUCCCCGCCACGCUAUCGCCAGAUACGAUCGGAAUUCUGCGAAAUGAGUGGAAGUAUGAAGGAGUCAUCAUGACGGACUGCUUGGAGAUGGACGGCGUCCGCGCGACUUAUGGCACCGUCGAGGGCUCAUUGAUGGCGUUCCAGGCUGGUGUCGAUAAUGUCAUGAUAUGCCAUACGUUUGAUGUGCAAGCGGCAGCUGUCGACUACGUCUGCGACGCCAUUGAAAGCGGGAAGCUGUCUCAGGAGAGAGUGGACCAAUCUCUGGAGCGCCUCCAGAAGCUCAAGGAGAGGUACACGAACUGGGAUAUUGCUCUCCACGCGGAACCACCAGAGACGCUGGCGGCAAUCAAUGAGAGGGGAGAGAAGCUCGCUCGCCAGGUGUAUGCAGACGCAACGACGCUUGUCCGGGCACAAGAGGGUCUUAUUCCUCUCAAAUCGACCACCAAGAUUGCCUUUGUCUCUCCCGGGCCAGAUGUACCCAUCGGCGGAGCCGUCGACAGCGGAACUUUGCCCACGCGUGUGCCUUGGAUCGCCGACACAUUCGCAGAGCGGAUUCGCAUGAAAGGGGUUAGGGUUACAGACGUGCGAUUCACCAGCUCUACUCUGACGGAAGAGCAGUGGAAACAAGUCGACGAGGCUGACGUCGUUGUUCUGGCUACCCGCAACGCUCGCGAGUCAAAGUACCAGAAGGAGCUUGGUCUUGAAAUAGCCAAGAGACGGGGGUCGCGGCCCUUGAUUUCGAUUGCUACGUGUGCUCCUUACGAUUUCCUGGAUGAUGCAGAAAUCCGCACGUACAUCGCCGUGUAUGAGCCCACUGUCGAAGCCUUCUCGGCGGCCGUGGACGUUCUAUUUGGAGACGCGCAGCCAAGGGGAAAGUUGCCAGUGGCUCACUAA
Messenger RNA from Trichoderma citrinoviride, 1602 nucleotides. Its product is annotated as glycoside hydrolase family 3 protein. Gene Ontology annotation, biological process: peptidoglycan turnover; carbohydrate metabolic process. Gene Ontology annotation, molecular function: hydrolase activity, hydrolyzing O-glycosyl compounds. The coding region runs from base 1 to 1602 and encodes 533 amino acids. Lineage: Eukaryota; Fungi; Ascomycota; Sordariomycetes; Hypocreales; Hypocreaceae. The transcript has 2 exons. The record is from RefSeq and is a predicted model, not a curated record.